AUGGCGCAGAAUGCAGGUGUUACCAACUGGGACGGGAAACACUGGGAUAACGGGUUCCGGUUUAAUGCGCCUUGUCAACAAGCCCUACGCGAACCCAGGUAUGAAGUGCCUGGGGAUGAAACACGGAUUUCCCUACCAUUGAGCGCCUUUGAAGUCUGAGAAUCUGCCAGGGAGCAACGGGUCUGUUGUUUUGCUGAUUGUAAUUAGGGGUAGUACCAAGUAUGAAAGGGUGUCUACUAAUCAGGUUUGAAUGUGUUCUUGUUCCAUUGCGCAAUUACGCUCACUGUAGAGCCCUUACAACCAGCGAUAUAGCAAUUGACUGUCAAGUGUGUAAUGGGUCGACACACGACAGUUCACAAAUCCGAAGUCAGGAAGGACGGAUUACUUUGGACAGGUUUUACUGAUGCGAAAUAGGGUGUGGGAGGUUCAGCAAGCAGGUGCAUCAAGCUCCCUCCACAUGCGUAUGUGUAUAUUUGUGGGGUGUAGGGGUGGCGAGCGGGGGGUUCACGUGACGGGCGUAGUAGGCCGCUCACUUGCUUGCAGGUGUUUACUACGCCUAGCGUCGACUAACUGACACCCAAAUCUCAAAUGUGGCUCCCCGAAGAUAGGCUCUCCGUGGCGGCUGCACCAAGCUACCCGAUUCGGCCGGUGGGUUAGACCAGGUGAGGGUCUCCGUGUAUGCAUCUCCACACACGGUAAUUCUGCUCCCUCUCACCUCCGCUGGUCGCACGCACCACCACAUCGACACUUCGCAGGUGUGAUCCCGUCUGUAACCCCGCAGGAGGCCACAAGCGCUCGACAAGCCGCUGACACAGUGGCUGGAAGACCUGCCACCUUCCCCUGUCCCUACUCUCUCUCCUACCUACCUACCCUACUCUACUCUCUUACCCCACGGUCGAAAUCCCAACGAGGAGAGAAACAACAAUCACUUAGGUGGUCCAGGGCAUUGGUCGUUCUUUCACUAAACCUAAUGACACAUAACAGAGAGUGGUAUCCGUCUGGUGCGACAAAACAACCUUAUUUGAGGAGAGCACUGCUUUCCGCUGGAAGGAUCCCAUAAAAGAUGCCCUAAACAAAAGCUGGGUUCAUAAAAAUCUGCGCGCAGACCGUGGCUUGCUGACGCAAAACACACAGUCAAAACAACCAAACAAGAAACAAUGUUCUCUGUCUUUCCCCCAAACCUCCUCAACGCCGCCUGGUAGGGUGAGUCCGCUCACUCUGGCAGCCUGGAGCUUUCGCUCCCUUUUAGACUGCCCGAGGAGCAACCGGCCGUAACGGGGGACGGCGCUGGUCGCGGGGAGACUGGCGCACUACAAGGUGGGUAUCGCAGGGCUCAGCGGAACCCGCUUCUCCGAACAAGGUAAACUGGAGGAGGUGGGUGCCGGCUACACCCUCUUCUGGAGCGGUCGCUCCAAGGCAGAGCGGCAGGACACAGGCGUUGCCUUUGUCAUCCGGAACGACACUGUGGGACGAUUGACCUAUCCACCACAGGGUGUAAACACUCGCCUGAUGCGCCUCCGUCUGCCACUCUGGGGAGGAAAAUUCGCCAUAAUCAUCUGCGUCUACACCCACCCGAUGACCAGCCCCGACACCGCAAGGGACAAAUUCUACGAGGACCUGCACACCCUCUUGGUGACUGUUUCGAAGGCGGAUAAGGUGACUGGCCUUUGUGACUUCGACGCCCGCGUCGGCACAGAUCACGCUGCCUGGAGAGGGGUCCUGGGUCCCCAUGUUCUCAACAGCUCCAAUGACAACGACCUGCUUCUUCUAUGA
Spirometra erinaceieuropaei is the source of this 1773-nucleotide messenger RNA. NCBI's taxonomy places the organism in Eukaryota, Metazoa, Platyhelminthes, Cestoda, Diphyllobothriidea, Diphyllobothriidae. The record is from the annotation of a GenBank genome assembly.